Molecule: messenger RNA, 626 nt
Organism: Etheostoma spectabile (orangethroat darter)
Lineage: Eukaryota; Metazoa; Chordata; Actinopteri; Perciformes; Percidae
Gene: synj2bp
Product: synaptojanin 2 binding protein
Exons: 4
Coding region: 137-577 (146 amino acids)
Biological process (GO): receptor clustering; establishment or maintenance of epithelial cell apical/basal polarity; cell-cell adhesion
Cellular component (GO): basolateral plasma membrane; cell junction
Molecular function (GO): protein kinase binding
Source: RefSeq, a predicted model, not a curated record
UCAUCCCGUCAGGUGGCAGCACACCACAAACCACCGACAGAACCGAAGGAACCAAAUCGAAACUCCUCAAUGAGUUCACCUUCAUAUAAAUAGUUUGGUCCCCCCUCCUCUGAAGAUCGCUCGCUGUCUUGACAAAAUGAAUGGCUCUCUGCCCUCCUCACCCAACGUGGUGGACAUAACACUGAAGCGAGGAUCGGCAGGCUUGGGAUUCAACAUAGUCGGGGGCGUGGACCAGCAGUAUGUAGUGGCUGACAGCGGCAUAUACGUGUCCAAAAUUAAAGAAGAUGGAGCCGCUGCGUUGGACGGAAGACUCCAAGAGGGGGACAAGAUCCUGGCGAUCAACGGAAUUAAGCUGGAGAAUCUGGCACAUCAAGCUACAGUCGAGCUGUUCAGGACAGCAGGGGAGGACGUGGUGCUCCGGGUUCUGAAAAAGUUUCCCCAACACAUGAACGGACCCACAGGCUCACAACCCGAGCACAAAUCUCCAGUGUCUUCUCUGGGUAUACUGGCUGCCUUAUUGGGAGUUGCAAGCAUCUUUGCAUUCAUUUACAUUCAAAACCACAAGAGGCACUUUUAACGAAGCCGCCGUUGUCUGUAUAUUAUUUUUAAAAUCAAAAACUUUGCUU